Plasmodium malariae is the source of this 6447-nucleotide messenger RNA. RefSeq names its product conserved Plasmodium protein, unknown function. The record is from RefSeq and is a predicted model, not a curated record. The coding region runs from base 1 to 6447 and encodes 2148 amino acids. The transcript is spliced from 4 exons. NCBI's taxonomy places the organism in Eukaryota, Apicomplexa, Aconoidasida, Haemosporida, Plasmodiidae.
AUGAGUAGAGAAUCGUCCAAUGCAGAAUCGAAUAGAGAAGCAACUAGUAGAGCUUCUAAGUACGGGCGAAUUUCAUUCUCCCCCUUAAGGAAGGACGAUGAGUAUUCUGACAUAAAUGAAGAGUUUGAUAACGAUGAGUUAGAAGAAGUAGAAAAGAAAUUGGCAAGUUUUAACGAUAUAGAAAUGUUAAAAGAAAUGUCAAGUGAAGAUUUUAAAAAUAUUAUAAAUGAUGAUGAAUAUUAUAAAAAGUUAAUGAAUGAAGGGGAAGGUAUUUCUCCCAUCGUGAAUGACAAAAAAGAAAGAUUUUCAAUAUACUCAAAAGCUAGUUUUCAAAAUAAAGAAUUUUCUUCAAGGGAUAAUGACAUACCACUAGAGGGGGUAGGUAGCACGGGUGAGAUCGGGAAGGAAGAAAAGAUUGGGAAGACAGACGAGUUAGAUGAAAUGGAUGAGAAAAUGAAAAUAAAAAGAUAUAGCAAUAGAGAAGGAAAUAGAGAAGGAAAUAGAGAAGGAAAUAAAGAAGGAAAUGGAGAAGGAAAUGGAGAAGGAAAUGGAGAAGGAAAUGGAGAAGGAAAUAGAGGAGGAAAACGGGACAGUACUCUGGAUAACAAACUAGGUGAUAAACAUGAUAGCGUAUUGUCUAUUCGCAACUCAAGAAACUCUUCCAUUUUUAAUCUAAGCGUUACGGAUGAUAACAUGAAGCGAUCUUCUCUUAAUUAUGAUUAUACCUCCAAUGGAAAGCUUGUUACAUCUUUGUCAAAAACAGAUGAAGCGUAUGACAGCGAUUUAAUAACUCCUUCGCCUUCCAAGGGGAAAGGUGGAAUAGAUGAAGACUAUCAAAUAAAUGCUAUAUUAGACAGUCCAAAUGAAUAUGCUAAAAAUGAAAGAAGAAGAAGGAGGAGAAGAUCGGUCGAUACCCUCGAUGAGGAGUUAGACGACUUAAGGAAAAGGUAUAUCCUAAGUGAAGGGAAUGAUGAACAGCAUGAUGAGGAGCAUAAAGAGGUGCAUAAUGAGGAGCAUGGUAAGGUGAAUGACGAGGUGUACGGUAAGACGAAUGACGAGGUGUACGGUAAGACGAAUGACGAGGCGAACGACGAGGAGUAUGACUACUACAUGGGGGAAUACGCGAGUGAUUCGGAGUUUCUACGAUUGUCGUCUUUAGAAAAAAAAAUGAACAUAGAGAUGAACUACGGAAAUGAUGAUUCGUUGAACAAGAGCAGGUUAUCGAAUGGUAGUUUUUCCUUAUGGGAGAAUAAAAUAAAUUCAACAAGGAAGAUUAAAAUAAAUUAUGAGACACCUAAAAAGGGUAUAUUGAAACAAAGUAAUUCUUUAUCCCCUAUUAAAGAGAUGAAUGAAAAUAUAAGUGCAAGGAAAAAAUCAGUUCAAUUUUCUCAUCGAUCUAUAGCAGUUUUUGAUGAAAAAGAAAAAAUUUCCCCAUUAAGAUUAACACAUUUUACUAGAAUUUCCAGCGAUUCUAACAACUCAGGAUCUAAAAGGAAAAGUGCAUCUAAUGCUUCUAUUCUUAGUAAAGAAAAUGAACCGAACAUCUAUGAUAGUUUUAUGAACAUUGUAGAAAAAUCUCCCAUUGACAAACUUUUGUAUAAAGAUGAUAUGCUGAUAAGUAGCAAGAAUAGGAAGAGUGUUGUUAGUCUAUACAAUGAAACCAAUAAUCCUAUUAGAAGGACUUCUAUAGAAUCGGUACGAUUCAGAACAAAAACGUCGGUUGAUCAUAUUGAAUCUGCUCGUCUCUCACCAAUUAAGGACAAGUUAAAUGACGAUAAAUUUACCAUAAACGUAAAUUUAAAUAAUGAAGAAAUUUUUGAUAAAUUGUUAAUUAGUUCAGAUGUAGACAAAGACAGAGAUGAUGAUUUUAUAAAAAUAAAUUCACAUGUUGAUAAUGCACAAGUUGAUGAAUCUAAUAAACUGACCAGUUCUUAUCCUCCGAAUGGUGGUCAACUAACCAAUGAUGCGAUCGAUUGGAGUUUGAAAAAUGUAGAGGGGAUUGGAAGCACAAACGUUGCAAGCUAUGAAGGGGAAGUAAGUGCACACAUGAAUAAUGCAAAUCCGUCGUUACUGUAUACAAACGAUGAACAGGAAGAAGAUGAGGAAAAAACGAAGCAAGCAGAUAACAUGGAUGUCUUUUUUGAAUGCAAUGAUACUACAUCCUUAAGAAGGAAUAAACAGUCGUCUAGUGUGCGUAAUGAUGAAUCCGCUAAUCGGGAAUUUAGAGAAAGCACUCGAAAUAUGGAUGAACAGGAAGAUAAUCAAGCUAGUUUAGCGGGUUUGAGUGAAGGAAAGCAGGUAGGGGUAGACGAGAAGUUUAACAAAAAUGUAGAUGAUCCUAAUUACGGUUUAUUAACACCCCACUUGAGUAAAGCAAAAGGGAGAGACAGCAUUCCAAAUAAUAGAAAAUCUCUUUCGAGAAAGGCAUUAUUAAGGACGAAUGAAGGGGAGCAGAAGAAAGGAAGAAACGCCGAAUGGAUAGAUACCACAGCAAUAAAGGAUCAAAAUAAAAACAAAGCAAAUAGAACAACUGUUAACAUUGUGGGUAGUACUAACAAUGAAAAAAAUAAAUCCGAAUUAAACAAAGAGGAUAUGAAAAGUAUAGUGACAAACAGAAGAGCAAGUUACAGUAUCAACAUUAGAAACAAUGCACUACAUGAUUUUAGAAAUAACAUAAAUUCGGAUGAAAGGAAAAAAUUAAAUUAUGAGAGAUCUUUAAAGGAAAAGAAACAAAGUAGUUUCAGAAAUAGACAAAGUAUGCAAGCAUCUUUUAAGUUAUUAGAUAGACAUUCUUUAUUUAAAGGGAAAAAGAAUGAAUUGAAUAAUUAUUGCAUUUUAAAAGAAAAACAUAUGGAGAAUGAUCAGACAAGCAAUGAGAAGGUAACACCAUCAGGAGUUGACAUCCUUCACUCGGAUGAAGAGGAGGAGAACGAACAACUAGGAAAAAAUCAUAAUGAUAUAAUUAAUGACAAGGAGGAAGAGACAGAUAUGAAAUUUACAGAAGGAGAUGAAGAGGGCAUGAUUAGAAAAGCGGAAGUUUAUAAUAGACCGAAUGACCAUUAUACAGGGGAAAGAGAAGAAGAGGGCGAAAAAAGGUACACACAGAAGGGUGUUUACGAGGAUGAUGGAGAUUACGAACGUGGGGAGAAUUGCGAACAUUGGGAAAAUUAUGAACAGCAAGGUAAUUAUUUAGCGCAGUGCGCAGAUUUUGAAAACAGAAAAACGUGCAUUAGUGAGAAGGAGAAUUACGAAAACUUUAAUGAAAACGUCGAUGAGUUUUGUGAUAAGGUGAAUGCAAUUCCAAAUGAAGAAAAUUAUGAUUCAUAUUUAUACGAUAAGAUAAAUUACACCGAAUAUGCAUUUAAUGAAGAUGGGGUAAAUAGACAACAAAAUCAGAAGAACGUUGGAGAUAGGAACGAAUAUUAUGAGAGAAGCGGGUACUUGCGUGAAGGGAAUGAACAUAUCAAUUUGUACGACGAGGCUACAAGUAAUGUCAAUAUCAAUGUAGGGGAUGUCCAUGAGGGAAAUGUGAAUGGAAAAAAUGUAAUUUAUCAACAGUAUGGGUAUUACGAAAAGGAAGAAGAGGUGGGACAGGAUUCGUAUGAACAUGAGCAAGGGAAGGAAAUAAAAAAUAAAAGUGAGGAAGGAAGUGAAGAAAAGGAGGAGAAAGGAGCGGAGGAUAGAGUGGCAGAGGGAGAAAUGGAAGAAGACCAAGUGGAAGAAGGUGGAAGAGUUCACAAUGAAGAUGCCAUUUGCGAGGAUGUAAAUAAAGAAAAUAAAGGUAUAGUAAAAGAAGUGAGUGGGAUAAAGAGAGAAGAAAAGAUAAAGUUGAGACAAAAGUUUAACGAAAAUUUGAUAAAGAAACAAGAAACGAUUAAAGAGAUAACGUUAAAUAUUAUAAGAAGAUGCCGAAUAUACUCACUGAAACAAGUAAACAUUGAAAAGAAGAGUAUGAAUAAUUUAAUAAAAUUAUAUGAAAACAUUCGUAAUAUGAUAUUUAGGUUUAUAAAUAAAAUUAAUAAUUUAAAUAAUGUGAGUGUAAAGCUAGAUGAUGCUAUAAUAAAGCAUGAGAUAACACAAUUAAAUUAUAGUAAAACAAAAAAAGCUAUUGAAACUUUGAAAAAGUAUAAUUCAAAAUUAGAAAAUAAAAUUAAUGAUAAGAACAUAUUAUUAGAAAAACAAAAUAAUGUGUUACUAGAAAAGGAGAAGAAGAUUGAAUCCUUGACAGCAGAAUUGAAUAAAUUAAAAAAUAUAUAUGAUAAAGGGUCUACAAGAAAGCAAGAAAUACAUCUAAUAAAAGUAUAUAAAGACAAAAUUGAAGAGCUAAAAAAAGUAGAGAUGAUUAAAGGUUUUCUUAUUAGAAAUUUUAAUAAAUAUGGCAUAAAUUUUGAGUUGUUAAAUUUUAAUUAUUACAAUUUUUCGACUUUAUAUGAUUACAAAAAUGUUGAUACUAUUUUUUCCAGAGAGGUCAAAAUUUCGGAUAUGAAACACUCUAAUGGAGGAGCGGAAAACUGUUUCCGUGCUGUUCAUCCAUCCAUUGCUGUUACCGCAGCUCCUGCUGUUGAAAAUAAUGCGUUCAAUGGGAUUCAUGAUUGUGUUGAAGGAAAUGGCAUCAUUAAAGGUAGUUGCGCCAAGUUGAACGUGCAACAUGGUCAAGGAUUUUUCAAUGGCAAGGAUGAUGGGCAUAAGGACAGCUAUGGAAAUGGUAAAAACAAUAGUAACAAUAAUAGCCAUAUAAACAACAUCAAUAAGAACAACGAAAGUAGCAGCAAUAAUAACAAGGACAACAACAGCAACAGCAACAGUAAUGGCAAGGAUAAGCAUUAUGGAAGCAAUGACUUUUGCUAUAAGGGGAAAGGUGAUACGAAGGAUCAGUUGGGGUUCUUCGAGAAAGGAUUGAACGUAUGUGAUAUAAAUGAACUGUAUGAAAAGGAAUACAAGCUUAAAAUUCUUCACAAGAAGACGAAAAGAAAUACUUUCUUUAAAAGUCAAAUGCAUGAAGAAGAUUUGAAUUGUGCAUGGCCAUACAACAUAACAGUAGAUAUAAUAUUUUCUAAUGUAUAUAAACCUAAACAUGAUUUUGAAAAUUUCAAUGUAUCAUCUCCAGUGAAAAUAAAGAAUAUGAAACAUUUAAUAGCAAAUAAAAUGCAUUUACUAAAUGAUAUGAAUGAUAAUAAGAAAUAUUUAAACUUGUUUAGACCAUAUAAAAUUUUAAUAGACUCUUUUAAAAACUUCAAGGAUAUAAGUAUCACGACUUAUUACAAGUAUAUUAAUAAUGAAAAUAUGUACUACCAUAUAUGGAAUAAAAAUUAUGAUAAAGACAAAUAUAUCAUUGAGGUGAAUAACGUUCAUUUUAACAAUAAUGAUAAUUAUAAUAGCAACGAGAACAAUAACUGUAACAAUAAUAGUAUUAAUAAUAAUUAUUAUUAUUAUCAGAAGAAUAAAAAAAGAAGAGUGGUCAGUUUGCUAGUUAAAAAUAUUGAAAAUCAUUCAUAUUAUUGUAAUGACAGCGAUUUUGGAACCGAGUGGAAACUUCAACUUGAAAUUGUCAAGUACAAACUGGUGGAACUAAUAAACAAGAAGCUGCAGAAGUACACGAGUAAAGAUGGCAAAAACGUGAGCACCAACAUGAAUAAUAACAUGAAUAAUAACAACAACAACAAUAAUAAUAAUAAUAAUAAUAAUAUUAAUAAUAAUAAUAAUAAUAUUAAUAAUAAUAAUAAUAAUAUUAAUAAUAAUAAUAUUAAUAAUAAUGAUAAUAAUAAUAAUAAUGAUAAUGAUAAUAAUAAUAUGAACAAUGCUAACGGUGUAGGCACAGCUAAACCGAACAAAGAAGCUCUGAAAUACCUUGUUGAGGAGAUUGAGUAUUCUUUCUUUAUCCUUAAUCAUAUUAUGCAUCAAUACAAGCAGUUGCUAAAAUGUUUUAUGUAUCUAUCCAACACCUACUUCGACUACUACCAAAACGUCCUUAUCUUUAAGACGAUUAUCUUGUCCAAUCAGAUGAGCAAUCAUUCCCUGUGGCUCUACCUAUACGUACAACCUUGGGCCGCAUUGCGGACCAUAAACCUGGAGGAAUGCUUCACAUUCGCAUCACUACUCCACGGAAUAGUAGAUAUCAAGAUAGAGAGUGUAGAUGAAGAAGACAAGUACAACGAGGACUGUAAAGUGAUAAAUAACAAUAUCAUGAAGAAGCUACAACAGUGUAUUUUUACGCUGAAAUCAAAACCCCUGAGCAUCAUGGAAAGGAUCAGCUCGUACAACAUAGUCGAUAUAAUCUACGCUGUCAUCAUGAAUGAGAAUUACAAUUUCCAUAGUUACCAUAACAGUAUGGACGAAAACUUGAAAAAUCUGGUAUCAUGUGAGCAUUUCAUAAAUGAGGUAAUAGAUAAGAAAAUCAUUGUUCCCAUAGAAAUAAAAAACAACAUAAAUAAAUAUGGGGAUGACUAG